AUGGAGGACGAUAAGACUGCAAAGAUCAAGAAGAAGGUCACUCACCGCAAGUCGCUUUCGUGCGAAUACUGCAGUCGCUCUUUUGCCCGCUUGGAGCAUCUCCAACGCCAUCUCCGCACCCAUACCAAAGAAAAGCCUUUCUCAUGUGACAUCUGCUCCAAGUCUUUUGCGCGGAGCGACCUCCUGGUGCGACAUGAGCGAUUGGUUCACCCUGCCGAGAGUGCGGCCAGUCGAGAACACCGCACCCUCAACGGCACCGACAAUCAUCACCACGAGAUUCCAAUCCAGUCAACAAUCAGUCAACCCGUCCACCAUGAAUCCCGCAUGCUAGAGCUGGCCGACGCCAUCCCGGUCCAUACCCAAAUCCCGCCUCCACCUCCAGAAGUGCAGGUCCAGCCGCCGCCGAUCGUUGAGACCACCCACUUCAAUCCAUCCUGGGGCUACGACCUCAACCUACUGUCGCACGCCGCAAGUCAUGUCGCAUUGGAGGGGCAGCAGGAGAGCCUGGAGUCCAUUCGAAAAUCAUCGCAUGCGGUCGGCAACCCCUCCCAGUCCCUGCCACAGGCCUCCGAGAGGGCAAUCACCGAUAACUAUGGGGUAGAGCCCUCAAUCCUGGACCUCACAGACCUGGGUGACCCCGUGCAGGACUUUACGGUCUUUUUAGAAAGCGUGGGCCUGUCGUCCGACUGGGAUUCGGGGGUCUUCUCGGGUGAUCUCAUGAGCGACUCGCGAGUCCAGGCGGAUGAGCCGCCGUCCUUCUCGAACUUCGGGUCGCGGUUACCAUCCCUGCAACCCGAGUCGCACGAGAUUGAGGAUCGCAUCGGUCUCUCUGACGACAGUCCCCGGCCAGCGUGGGACAUCACGAAUACCGAUCGACAAGUAUUCGUACAGAAACUGGAAGAGUUCUCUUCUGUUCUUCCCAAAGGGUUUGUUCCCCCGUCACGACACACCCUAACCCGCUUCUUCGCGGGGUAUAUUAACGGACUGAAUGAACAUCUCCCUUUUGUACAUGUGCCUACUUUGUCGAUUGCCAAAUGCUCCCCAGAGCUCACCUUGGCAACGGCGGCUGCCGGCUCGCACUAUCGAUUUGAGAAUGGACGAGGAAUAGACCUGUUCCAUGCAGCCAAAGCAAUUUUGUUGGAGCGUCUGCGUCGGAGAGACAGCAGGCAAGUGCCUCAUCCAACAUGGAACUAUAUUUCUCCCCCCUCGGGCUUCCACAACUCACGUGGUUCAUCCAUGAUCUCGAACACGGCGAGCAGCCCGUUUCAAAGUCAGCAGCUGGCCAACCCUCCAUUUAACCCGUCCAUCUAUACCCCCGAUGACUCAGAUGCCCAUAUGGAAGUGAUACGGACUUUCUUGCUGCUGACUGUGUUUGCGUCCUGGGAGAGACACCCAGAACUGCUUCGAGAGAUCCUCUCACUACAAAGCACAUUGGCCAGACUCGUUCGGGAACACGGUUUGGCGGAGGCCCCUCCUCCCCCCGAGCCUAUGAGUUGGGAAGAGUGGAUUCGAAGAGAGGGUAAUAGACGGACGAAAAUGAUUGUCUACUGCUUCUCCAAUCUCCACUCGAUCAUGUACAACAUUCCUCCCCUGAUUCUCAACGGCGAGUUGAAGUUGAACAUGCCCUGCUCCCACGACCUCUGGAAGGCAAACAACGCCGCCCAAUGGCGGCGCCUUCAUCGUGUCCGACAAGGAUCAGAUGUUCCUUUCCAAGACGCAUUUGCCCGACUCUUUCUAAAACCCUCUACCUCCUUCCCUUCCACCCCCAUCUCGCCUCUCGGAAAUUAUAUCUUGAUUCAUGCCAUUAUACAGCAAAUCUUCUUUGCUCGGCAACUCUGCCUGUCCGCCCCGAAUAUGCACGGAACCAGCCUGCGACAGGAAGAUCUCAACGUGUUGGACAACUCGUUGAGCGCUUGGAAGGCACUGUGGAAACGCACGCCUGAAUCAAGCAUUGACCCCCAGAACCCAGCAGGCCCUAUCGCCUUCACCUCGACGGCGCUCCUGGGCCUCGCAUAUAUCCGGCUCCAUGUCGAUCUGGGCCCUUGUCGCCAUCUGAUCACCCAGGACCCAGUCCAGAUUGCCGGAGCCCUGGGUGAUUCCCCCCCCAUCGUCCGCACCCCCCGGCUGAUCAUGGCCCUUCUGCACUCGGCCCACGCCCUCUCCAUCCCCGUGCGUCUAGGAAUUGACUUUGUGGCCCGCACACACUCGUUCUUCUGGAGUAUCCAGCACUCUCUGUGCAGUCUGGAGUGCGCGUUUCUCCUUAGCCGCUGGCUGCUCGCUAUCCCUGCGACGCAGUCGGAGCAGCGGCUCUCGGAGCACGAGCGGAAACUCCUCCUGUGGAUCAAGAGCAUGAUGGAUGAAACCGACAUGGCUGUUGAUCCUCCCGGCGCGCCGGAUCUGGAGUUCAUGGCGAAUCCAUACAAGGUGUGCCAGCUCAGCGUUGCGAUUGUCCGUGUUUGGGCGCGGACGUUCAGGGGAAAUACUAGUUGGGCGAUUGUGGAUUUGGUGGGGUCAAGUUUGGACGCUUACGCGGAUCUCCUGGAGAGCUGGACGGACUCCUAG
Molecule: messenger RNA, 2562 nt
Organism: Penicillium canariense
Lineage: Eukaryota; Fungi; Ascomycota; Eurotiomycetes; Eurotiales; Aspergillaceae
Exons: 4
Coding region: 1-2562 (853 amino acids)
Biological process (GO): regulation of transcription by RNA polymerase II; DNA-templated transcription
Cellular component (GO): chromatin
Molecular function (GO): RNA polymerase II cis-regulatory region sequence-specific DNA binding; DNA-binding transcription factor activity, RNA polymerase II-specific; zinc ion binding
Source: RefSeq, a predicted model, not a curated record